Brachypodium distachyon (stiff brome) is the source of this 1867-nucleotide messenger RNA. Its product is annotated as dehydration-responsive element-binding protein 2D. Gene Ontology annotation, molecular function: DNA-binding transcription factor activity; DNA binding. The record is from RefSeq and is a predicted model, not a curated record. Gene Ontology annotation, biological process: regulation of DNA-templated transcription. Lineage: Eukaryota; Viridiplantae; Streptophyta; Magnoliopsida; Poales; Poaceae. The coding region runs from base 497 to 1507 and encodes 336 amino acids. The transcript is spliced from 2 exons.
CUCUCGCCGCUUUGGGUCGGGGUUUUAGCGAGCUUCGAGGGAGGCCGGAGGCGACGACGACGCGCGCCGCCGUACAAGGGGAAGGAGGAGAAGACCGAGAGGCGAGACCCCGCCCCCUCUCGUAUAUGUCUUCUUGCCCCUUCGCCGAUCUGGUGGUAGCCGUGCUCUUCGCCGUCGCCGUCCUACUCCACGCCGCCGUCCUCGCCUGCACCCCCCGAUCUAUGCACCAGGGGCUCCACGGCUGGAACAAGUCCUCGUCGAUGCUCAGGGACGGGUUCGGGGUCAAGUAUUCCGGAUUCCUCCACAUAAGGCCGUGUGGCUUCUGUCGAGGAGACUGACGGAUUUCCAGUGAUUCGUUCUUGGCUCCGUCAAAUUUUUGCACCCAAGAGAGAAAAAGUUCCCCCCUUUUAGAGAUUUUCCCCCUUCAGUUUUGGCAAUUUUUAGUGAGAGAUUUCUAGAGUUGUUUCCGGCAGUCUUAGAAGGAGAAAGGAGAGCUAUGGCCCCGUUGAGCCAGCACCAGAUUCGCCUCAGGAAGGCGCUGGCCAAGAAGAAGCCCAAGACCAAGAUGCUGUCGGGCUUUGGUGUUAAACCCUCUGCGGCCUUCUUCAAGCCGCAACCGCCGCCGCCGCCCCAGCCGGCGCCGUCUGCUCUGCCGCCCAGGCGCCGCGUCCGUGUCCUGUACGACGACCCCUACGCGACGGACUCGGACACUGAUGAUGAUGAGGAGGCUGCCCCUGCCGCUUCUUCCAAGCGCUGCUAUGAGGUGUACCUUGGCAAGGCCCCUCCAAAGCCGGUCGCGAAGCCGGUCACUCUGACGGCCACCGCGGCUGCUGCUACCUGCGCCAGCAGCAUGAACGCUGAGAGCUACCGUGGGGUACGCCUCCGCAAGUGGGGCAAAUGGGCGGCUGAGAUCCGCAACCCGUUCUCCGGCAAGAGGGUGUGGCUUGGCACCUUCGACACUGCUGCGGCGGCCUCCGUCGCGUAUCAGGCCGCCUCCCGGAGCUUCAUCGAGGAGAAGCGUCGCCGCCGUGGUGAGGCUUUGGCCUCACCUGCUGCUUCGGCCACCUCCACGCCGACGGCCUCUUCGUCGUCCUCCACCUCGGCUGCGCCAUUCGCCCACCCGUCGCCGUCCUCUGUCCUGGAAGCAACUAAGCCAGCAGCGGCCGAGGCCCUGUCGCCUGAGCCGACUCCAAUCCCCACCAUGGCGUCCACCGAGGCUGGUCAGCUGCCUGAUGACCCAGAGUUCUACCAGGACCUCUUGCGUGGGCUUCAGCUGCCGGACAUUGACCCGAUGGACUUCCGUGCGGGGCUCGAUGCUUUGGAUGUCUCCGAAGCGCCGGCUUACUUGGAUGGCGAACAGGACCUGCUGCUGGGAGAUUUUGCGGAUGAGGACCUCGAGCUCGACAUCGACCUGGACGACAUCGACGACGACUUCCUGGAGAUGCCCGGCGUCGACUUUGGCAGGGGCAUGGACGAGUUUCUGCAGACCGUCGACUUCUGCGUGUGAAUUAAGAAGGUUUGAAGCUAUUGAUGUUGGUGUGAUGGGUGUAUUGUGUGCACUGGGAGAAGGAGGAGGGGAUCCUCUUGGGUUUUUCCCCGAGCAAACCCAACCUGCUCGUGCCCAAGAAGUUCCUGUUCUUCCCCAAGUCUCCGAGCAGGCACAUUACAUUUAGCGUUGAGAGAGCAGUAUUUUUGAUAGGGUUAAUUACAUUGUCAUAAGUUAUAGCCGUGGUUAUGUUAUGUUUUCUGAAUGUUAGUAUCCUGGUCUAUGUUUUGUCCUAAGACAUUGUAGCUCAAGACAAGUCUUGGUGCUAGUUGCUGCUAUCGUGAAAUAGAAACAAUAAGUUCGCGUUAACAUUGCAUUGCA